This is a messenger RNA of Girardinichthys multiradiatus, 5670 nucleotides long. Its product is annotated as amphoterin-induced protein 1-like. Gene Ontology annotation, molecular function: protein binding. The transcript is spliced from 2 exons. Lineage: Eukaryota; Metazoa; Chordata; Actinopteri; Cyprinodontiformes; Goodeidae. The record is from RefSeq and is a predicted model, not a curated record. Bases 200 to 1603 code for a protein of 467 amino acids. Gene Ontology annotation, biological process: brain development.
CUCGGAGGUCUGGUCUGCUCAGUAAACUCUGCUUCUCUGUGUGCUGCCUGGACGGACAGAUGGAACCGCUGGUCCCUGCUGUUCACUGCUGUGGAGAAAGAGGAUGAGACCGUCCUGUAGCGCAGACCCCUGAAGAGCAUCCAGAACCCACCCUGGACCCUGGCACACCAUAUUCGGAUCUUACAGAAAGAACCUCAACAUGAUGGGGACCUCAAGAAGAUGUUCCAUCCUAUUUCUGACUCUAGCUUUACUGUUUCCUGUGGUUAGAGUUAAUAGGCUGCUAAAAAGAAAGCCUCUGGACUACCAAAUGCUUUGUGUGUGUGCUAGUGACAUCAUCAGCUGCUCUAAGGUGGGUCUAACCAACGUUACCUUAGAUCUUCCUCAACAUACAGUUGUCCUGGACCUCAGCUUUAACUCCAUCACUGAGCUCUAUGCUGCAUGGACCCCAAAACAUCUCAAUAGGCUACAAACGAUGCUGCUAAACAACAACGGACUCACUUUCCUCUCCUCUGAGGCGUUUGUGCAUGUGAAAAAGCUUCGUUAUCUGGACCUCUCCUAUAAUGGCCUCAUCCUCCUAGAUGAGUUCAUCUUUGAGCCACUAGAACACCUUGAAGUGCUUUGGCUUUUCAAGAACCGCAUAUCUCAAAUCGAUCGCUAUGCCUUCUCUACCAUGGGUGCUCUGCAGAAGCUCUACAUGAGCCACAAUCAGAUCUCACGCUUUCCCUUGGAGGUGCUGAAAGAGCGAAGCAAGGAGGAUACUUUCAAACUGCUGGAUGUUUCCUCUAAUAAGAUCAAAGUCCUGCCAGUGCAGGAGCUUCAGACCAUGCGUGCCUGGAUCAAGAAUGGUGUCUACUUCCACAACAACCCACUGACAUGCAGCUGUGAGCUGUAUAACCUAGUGGCCAGCUGGCACCUAAGAGAGCUAAACUCUGCCUUUGACUUUGCAGGCAACCACACAUGUGGUGUUUCAGGUAAGCAACAUGAAAAAAUACUGAACCUGAACUGUAGUGAGGUCAAGAUUCUCAUCAAAAAGGGCUAUCUGGAGCAGACCCUGGUUCUUGACUGUGACACUAAACACAAGUACAUGGAGAAGACAUGGGUACUGCCAGGAAACAUCCCAGUGUCUUCAGCAAACGACUCCGCUAUUGUAGAUCGUGGUAAUUACCUCCACAUAGGGCCCCUGAAGGUGGAAAACUCAGGGGUUUACACCUGCUAUGCUACCAAUGAUUCCCUCAGUGACACACUGCACUUUACUGUGGUGGUGCACAACUCCAGUAUGAGGGGUGGGCUGGAAGAUCUAAAAACAGCAUACACCACCCUGGGAGCAUGUGUCGUCAGUGUAGUUUUGAUCCUUGCCUACCUCUACAUCCCACCAUGGUGCUGUGCUUGUUGCUCAGGUGGGAAAGACGACCCCAGAGACAGCUUCCACUCCUCGACUGCGAGCCUCCCUCUGGAACACGUAGAGCGAGGAGCGGAGGCCGGGGGCUUCGCCUUCGGAGAUGCGGCCAUGCAGAAAAUUAAGGAUCAGCUGGAGCAGAACGGGGGAUUGAAUCCAAUAGGCGAAAAAGACGAGGAGUGGCCGAGGGUCAGCAGGAAGAGGUAGAGGACUGAGGCGGGCUCUGCCAGCUCUGGGAACUCCAAUAAUCCCAUGGUGAAACAAACAAGAUCAAUAAUAGCCCAGUGUUGCUUUGUGUAAACUGAAUGUGUGAAAACUCUUAAAAGACUUCUUUAAAACUCAACUUUGGGGCAUACCCUGCUCUCCACAAAGAGGUUAAAAAACAAAACAACUGGACUUCAGUUCUUCUAGUUGAAGAUGUUUUGCUCUUCAUCCGAAGGGCUUUCUCAGUUCAAAGCUCUUGAAAGAGUAGUUGCAAGCUUUUAAGUUGUUUGGGAUGUGCUGUUCUGCAUAUCUACAUUCACAUGCGGAUCAGACUCCUCUAACAAAAUGGCGGCGUUAGCGUCGUUGUUAGCCUGGGUCACCGAGAGAUUUUUAGAUCAUAUGCAAGAAGUGAAUUGGUUUGAAGAAGGCUUAAUGCUAAACUUUAUGUUUUUGACAGCUGAAAUCUGGGGCCUCCUCCUCUGUUCAGUUGGUUUGUCUCAGUUGCCUUAAAUGGCUUCCUUCACUCCUCUCUCAAACUAUCUAUCUUCUCUGUCCAAAAUCUGGACAUUUUUGUCCUCAAAAGACUGUCCCUUAUCCUUUAGAUGUAGAUGUCUGUUGAGUCAUGCAUCUGUGGACCACUGUUUAGUUUCUGAAAUAUAGAAGUCCGGGCACUGAACUGCAUACACCACGCGGCUCAGUACGUGUUUGGGUAUUUUGAUGUUAGGAUCUCUGUCCGAGAGUUCGUUUAGGUCUGAAAUUCACUAGGAAGUUGUGUUUGAAAAAAGUACUUCUGAGUUUCUCAGAUGUUCCAGUAAUGUACAAGACAGUGUUUUUGCAUAAGGAUCAGCUGGAGCAGAAUGCAAAAAACAUCGUCCUCCCCCACAUCAGAAUCCAAAUCAGCUUUAUUUGUCACGUUUGUGCACACAAACAAGAAAUUUAGCUUUGGUUUAACAUUGUUCUCAAUGAAGACAUUUUUUUCACAAAUAUAAAAGGGAAUACAAAAUAUUUUUGUAAAUAUGUAUAAAUACAGGGAUUUUACAAAAAAAGAAAGACAUAGUUGAAUUAGUGCAAAAAUGUUUGGCAUCGAGCUGAGCACUUUGUCUGAGGGUAAAGCAUUCAUCAGGGAAACAGCCUGGGGAAAGAAACUGUCUCUGUGGCAGAUGUUUUUUGCAAAUAGCACUCUGUGGCGGUUGUGGCACUAGUUGCAUUGAAGGUAAAAGUCUAAACAGUUUAUGUCCAGGAUGUGUGGGGUCUGCAGAGAUAUUAGCUGCCCCUUUCUUGACCCUAAACCUGUACAAGUCCUGGAUGGAGGGAAGGUUCGCCCUGUUCAUUGUGGUCUAGACCUGUCAUGCUUUUGUGGAUGAACCAAACCACACAGUGAUGGAUGUGUACAAGACAUACCGGAUAAUGGCAGUGUAGAAGAUGACCUGCAGCUCUUGUGGAAGGUUGUACUUUUGUUUUGAGUUGCCGUAGCAUGUACAGUCUAUGCUGGGCCUUCUUAUGAAUCGUCUCUAUGGGUGUAUUCACACCUGCCACUUUUGGUCCGCUUUAAAUGAACCAGAGUGCGUUUCCCCCCUUGGUCUGGACCUUUUGUGCAAGUGUGAAUACAUUCAAGCGAACCCUGGUCUGGACCAAACAACUCACGUUUUGGGGUGAUCUUGAUCCACUUUCAAACAGACUCUGGUGCAGUUUGCUUCUGAUGUGAAUGCGAACGGGCUUCGAUUCGACCCAGCUACAACAAACAUACGUCUCUUUGCACUUUACAAGCCACCGUAUCAUUGAACGUUAUACUGAAAUCUUACCUGCUGUCUGUUACCAAACGACACUGCUCGCAUCAUGUUUUUUGGGUCAGGGCACGCAGAGCUUGUCGUCUUCUUCUGCUUGCAUUUGCCAACGCUGUUCCAAAAUUAGAAGUGGAACAUUGCGAAACUGACAUUGAAUGAGCUGCUCUUGACACUCACAAUGAUUUUGGAGCCUAAAUAACCGCACAAUUAUGCAAAACAAAUUUAAGUACGCAGGACUUCCAUGAUAGUUUUCCUCCACUUCUAGGACUGUGCUCUGUCCCGCCCUAGUCAUUUCUGUCCAAUGGGAUUAAUGAUCAUCACACAAGUGGCUUUCUUUAUAAGUUAUGGCUCACUUGCAAAAAGUACAGUGUGAAAGCAAACAGCACCAAAUGAAAAAAAAAUUAAGUCUGCUUCUGGUCCGAACCAAACAACCAGACCAAGGGACUUCCCUGGUGUGAAAACACCCCAUGUGUGAGGACCAUCAGAAAGGGUGGUUUCCGGUGGUUCUGACCGCACCAGUGUACCAGCCGAUCCACCUCUUGCCUGUACUGACUCGUAACUGUCCUUGAUCAGACCAAUACCAGUUGCGUCAUCUGCAAACCUCAGGAGUUUCACAGACGGGUCCGAGGAGGAGCAGUUAUUUGUGUACAGAGAGAAGAGGAGUGGGGACAAAACACACUCCUGGGGGGCGCCGGUGCUGAUGGGUCUUGAGUGGUGAGAAGAUGCUCCCGAGCCUCACCAGUUACUGCCGGUCAGUUAGGAAGCUGCUGAUCCACUGACAGUUGAAGGUUGGCACUUUGAGCUGGUUGAGCUUCUGGCGGAGGAUGUCUGGUUUGAUGGUGCUGAAGGCCAGGCUGAAAUCUACAAACAGGAUCCUGGGUGGUCGAGGUGGUGGAGGAUGAAAUGUAGUCCCAAGUUGACUGCAUCAUCUGCCGACCUGUUUGCCCUGUAGGAAAACUGCAGAGGGUCCAGCAGGGGCCCUGUGAUGUCCUUCAGAGACUUCAACACCAGCCGCUCAAAGGAUUUCCUGAGCACAGAUGUUAGAGUGAGCAACAUCUGUAGUCAUUUAACCCCAUGAUGGAGCGUUUCUCGGGGACAAGGAUGAUGGUGGAGCAUUUGAAGCACAGGGGAACCUCACACAGCUCCAGAGACUUGUUGAAAAUCUGAGCAAAGUUUGGGGCCAGUUGGCCAGCGCAGACUCUCAGGCAUGAGGGGGAGACAUUGUCAGGUCCUGGAGCAUUCCUGGUCUUCUGACACUGAAAACCCUUAUUUGCAUCUUCCUCAGAGAUCUUAAAUCCAGGCAGGAGGUUUAAGGAGAGAAAGGUGGUUGGUACAUGGGGAGCUUUUGUGUCAGAGAGAGAUGUGAACGAGUUGGUGGGAGUUAUGAAUGGCUGCUUUUCAAACUUGCAAAAUAAGUUUUUAAGUUUGUCUACCAGACAAGGGUUCUGGUCAGGGUGUGGGGACAGGCUGCUCUAGGCAGUGAUGUUCCUCAGACCAAUCCAAGCUGCGGCUGGGUUGUUAGCUGAGAGGCUGUUCUUUAGCUUCUUGCUGUUUGGAACAUCUGGAACAUUUGAGAAACUCAGAAGGACUUUUUCCAAACACAUCCAGGUGCAUUUCAGAUCUAACCAAACUCUCAGACAGAGGUUGUUUCAUCUAAUGGACCAAAUUCCCACGCAAAAAUCUAAGUGCCGUUAUUAUUAUUACUGGCAAAACAGGUUUGCAAAAUAUAUUUAAGACAGAGAAGGGGGCCAAGUGUGGCAAAGCUGAUUUUAUUUUAAGGCUGUUUACACAUUUUUUCCAGCCCUGUCAAGAAGUGUGGAUAACACUGAAUAUAGCUUAAUGGAAAUAUAUUACUAUUAAAUGCCUAAAAACUCUCAUGAACCCAAGUCCAUUUGCUGUACACUUUAGAACAUUAGUAUCUGAAUUAUUGUUUGCAUUUAUAAUGGAGGUACUUGGAAAUGCUUUAGGGACCACAAACACUGAGAAACAAAAACCGCAUGAACAAAUAGCAUGAAAUUCUCUGAAACAUUGCUUCUGAAUAUCCGGUGGCAGCAAAGAAAGGAGAGAUCUUAUGCUGUGCAGCUCACUGUGCUAAAACUGAGAUGCUCAUAUUAUGCAAAACAUGCAAAGCUUAAAUAUUAGUGUUGGCAGUUCAGAUUUCAUGCUUUAUGUUACAUCGCCGUAUCUGUGUAUGCUGUACUACUCUUAUGCAAUUUAACUUGAUUAAUAUUAUACUGUAUAUACGUGUGAUUAAAUCUCAAGUAUAAAUGUGUCCUUUUUCACUUA